Histoplasma mississippiense is the source of this 744-nucleotide messenger RNA. RefSeq lists its product with no specific name. Gene Ontology annotation, biological process: transcription initiation at RNA polymerase III promoter. Lineage: Eukaryota; Fungi; Ascomycota; Eurotiomycetes; Onygenales; Ajellomycetaceae. The coding region runs from base 1 to 744 and encodes 247 amino acids. Gene Ontology annotation, cellular component: RNA polymerase III complex. The transcript has 3 exons. The record is from RefSeq and is a predicted model, not a curated record.
AUGAAGAUCCUCGAACCGCAAUCCGCCAUCCUAACGAAUGUGGAAGUACUGGCACAUUUCAGUCUGAACCCACCACGCAGACCUCCCAAUCCACCGCCCAAUUCGCGAAGUUUACCCCUAUUCCAUGACUACGUAACCCGUCUGUCGCCACAUCUCCUCAAUUACCCGAGCUUUAUCCCGCCGAAGCCGGUGGGUGACAAUAACACCAACAAUAAUGAUAAGGAUGAUAAUGAUAAUAACGAAAAUAAUAAUACCAACCGCAAUGGCAAUGGCAAUGACAGGGAAAAUAUAACUACGACCUUACUAUCUCAAACACAGCCGACAGCGCUCGACAAUGCCCUGCGGGAAAUAAUCAGUCGGCUCCGGCCGUUCCAACUUACGAAGGCGGAAGUGCUCAUGAUUGUGAAUCUGGGCAUAGGGUUGGGUGUUAGUGGCGAAACGGGAGACGGGGAAGGGGAGGAUGGCGUCACGAUCACGACUGCCUCUGCUGUUACGGAGGAAAUGGUAGAUGAGAUGGAAGUUGACGGCGGUGCGAGUGGGCAACCAGGAAGAGAUGUAUAUGGAGGUAUUGAUGAGGAAGCUGACUAUGGAGCGCUUGCGUUGCUGGAUACCGUUAUUGAGGAUCGCGAGGAGAGGUUGAGUACUGAGGAUGUUGGGGAGAUACUGAGGAUUGUUAGGGAGACGUUGGGGAAAAAGGGGAAGGGAAAAGGGGGAAGUGCUGCUGCCGGUGUAACGGCGGGGUGA